Morone saxatilis (striped sea-bass) is the source of this 6513-nucleotide messenger RNA. It is a transcript of the gene mtus2a, whose product is annotated as microtubule associated tumor suppressor candidate 2a. The coding region runs from base 240 to 4520 and encodes 1426 amino acids. Gene Ontology annotation, molecular function: microtubule binding. The transcript has 15 exons. Lineage: Eukaryota; Metazoa; Chordata; Actinopteri; Moronidae. The record is from RefSeq and is a predicted model, not a curated record. Gene Ontology annotation, cellular component: cytoplasm; nucleus.
CUCCCUGAAGAACCAUCAAAGACAGCAUUGUUAACUCACAGUAAAUGGAAAAUAAGUGGCAAGCUGAAAUGAAAAAUAUUUCAUGAGAUGACAUUUUGUCCUUGGAAUAAUCAACUGAAGGGCUAUCAUUACACAGACCCUGAAGAGGAGCAACACGCAGGGAAGAAACCUUUGUAAUUCCAUAGAUGGCCUCAGCACCCUGCAAGUGUCUUUGAGCUCAGCAACAGAAUCGGUCCGACAUGAGCAUCCCAACUGGUUUACAGGGACUGAGGGUCAAUAUUGACAGAGGGGAAAAGAUUGGAAGCAAAACCCAGAUCCAGUUCCCCCAAUCUGGGGAUGACAAUGCCAAUCGAUUAUCUUCGAUUGCUGAUCAAGAAGGAAGAAGACUGAUAGAGGACGCAGGGUACAACACAAGCUCCAUCCCUCCUUUGGUCUCUCAGAGUGAAUCUCCGGACAAGUUAGUGAUCUGGGGAUCUGAGCAGCAAUGCAUGGAGCCUGAGCUCAGAGAUUUCGAGCUUUUGGAGUGUCAGGAGAUACAUGCAUUCUUGGGAAACAGGGAUCAGGAGGAGAAUGAGGAAGAAGACGAUGGAGGAAGUAUCAGAGAUGGAAAAGACGAGGGUGCCAUGUCUAUAUCUUCAAGCUCAACUGCCAGCUCUUCUUCGACUGGAGUGAAGAGAAAUGACAACGACAGCAACAAAGUGGAGAGCAGAAUACAGAGGAGCAAAGAGGUGCAGAAAAGGAUUGCCUGUCAUAGUACUGAAGAGCUAGACACAUGUGUGACAGGCUCAAUAGAAAAAAGGGACAACAGGUCAGGCAGAGCAGGGGAUAGGGAGAGACAGAAGGGAGGUCUGAAAGAGUCCAAGUCAGAGACAAAUGUGUUUGUCUCCAGUCUGUCAGCUGUUUCCCUCAGUGGGAGCCUGUCGAGCGCUCUCAAUAGUAGCGAAGAAGCGCAGUCUUUCAUCUCUCUCAACUCCAAGACCAACCCUUAUCCUAAUACAAGCAACACUACCUCAGCCCAGGCCAGAAGAAGGGCAGCCCCUGUAGAUGCCAACCAGAACUCCCCACCAUCGCAUCCUCAGGAGAAACAUGGCUGUCCUCAGUACUACAGCCAGGAUCAGAGACAGGAGGAGGGAAGUCAACAUAGAAAUGGAUUGUCUUCUGAUGGGGGGCUGGGCCAAAGGAGGAGGACUGGAUUUGAGGAGAGGGUGAUGCCACCACGACGGCAACAGCUCGUCAGGCCCCUCUGUCAGGCAGAGAUGGGAAGAGCAAGGAGCUUAGAGCCCAGUGGUCAUCAAGCUGAGACAGAGCAACCUUGUUCCACCAACCUCUCUCCAGAUUCACAGAGUAAUGGGUCAAACAGAAAGUUUACAAAAUCGUCUUUACGUGAGCCAUCGGAUUUCUCCAACCUGUACACAUUCACACAGCUCAGACAGCCCAACCAGGCAGCACAGAGGGAGGCUCCACCUGUAGAAAAACAGCCAGCUACAGCUGCGUGGCGAAAUUCAAGUCCUUCCAAUCCUUCCAAUUUAGAGAAGAGGCCCCAGACUCAGCUCACAUACAGAAGGAAUUGCUCCAGUCCUAACCGGACGGGAGUUGAUUCCAGGUCAUCUACCCCUCCCCAUUCCCCUCUCAGGACACCCCAGGGUUCACCACGCAGGCAGCCCUCCAUGUACCUCGUUUCCAGGAAUGUCUCUGGAGUGGUUAGACACAUCCCAUCAGGAUGCAACCCUGCUGUAACAACCUCUGCUCAGGGCUAUGGCAACAGUUGCAUGAGAGCGCCAUUCAAAACCAAUAUAAGCACAAGUGGAAUCCCCAAAGCGCCUCUUAACAACCAGCAGAGCUCUAACCACAACUCCAGCCCCAAAGAGAGCUCCCCAUCACCUAAACUUAAACCUAAAGGAGUGCGUCCCAAAAUCAUCACCUAUGUCCGAAAAAAUCCUCAGUUUAAGCCCCAGGCUGCUGAUGGACCUUAUCAGGUAUCUUCUCUACCAUCCCGGCUCUCAGCAUACGGACACAGCCAAGCACCCACUUCCUUCAAAGACACCCCUAAAGACCCCUCCAAGCCUAGCGCAGAAACCAGAGGACCCCCAGUACUCAGUGCCUCCAAUCUGCUUUAUGACAAGUACCGCCAAGAGAUGCAGACAAACAUCUUCCCAUCAGGAAUGCUGAGCAGGAGUAUCAGGCCCCCUGGACACACACACACUGUCCCCCCUGCGCACACACAUGCCGCACCACAUGCACACACACACAGCCACACAGCACCCCCCAAACUGGGCGGCAAAGCAGAUAACUUCUACGGUGCGCCAUCAGAGGUGGGAAGAUCUGCCAGUUUUAAAGGGAGUACUGCUGAGGAAGCGAUGCAGGUCCGGACAGCCGCUCAGGCCGGAGGGAGUGGCAGUCUGCUGCGCUCUGGUAGAGGUCUGCGUCUGGGCCUUGGAGCUGUCACCCGAACGACUACGGGAUCAGCUAAGGGCAGAGGACCCAGUCAAGGUCAGAGGUCAACACUGGUCUUCAGCCAGCCAGUCCAACCUGUCAGUCCAGCGACCUGUCAGAAUAGCCAAGAUGCAGACGACCAGGUCUUCACCCAUCAUGCUCCUGCUCCUUCUCCAGCGACAGCAGCAGCCCAGCCCCAGGCCGCGGCCUCCAGAUCUCUGCUUCCCAAAGCAAGUCAGUCAGGCCUGCGCCCCCCAGGCUUCAGCUCCAGUCGUCUCCCUGCGGGCCGCCUGGCAGCCUUUGGCUUUGUCAGGAGCUCCAGUGUGUCCUCCGUUUCCUCGGCCCACUCUGCCGACAGCACACAGAGUGACCCCUGCAGAACAGCUCACCGUCUGAGCGUGAGCGAGGAGCCUCCUCUUCACAGAGUGACCACCGGCCCUCCAUCAACAGAUCACCAGAGAGGGGCACCGUGUCGCAGCAACAGCCUCCAGCCCCCCUCUACCCCAGCCCUGCCCCGGCGCUACCUGCCCGCCCAGCCAAGAAGCUCCCCUGGAGUUGGCAGGAAAGAGUUUCAGCGGAGUUCAGAUGUCACACGUUCUCUCCCAUCCUCCCCAAAGAGGCUGGCGGUGGUUCCUCCCAAACCUCAGUCCCCAGUCCAGAGUGGGCAGCGGCCCGCAGCAGCGGUGCGAGGGUCAGCUCCCCCGGGGUCCCCUCGCCGCGUGACCCCCCUGAGGCUGCAGCAGGAACAGCAGGAGGUUCAGAGGCUGCAGGGACGAUGUGAGCAGCAGGAGAGGCAGCUGAAAGCUCUAAGAGAUGAACUGAGGAAGACUUCCUUGGGUCUGGAAGCCUUCAUUAUCACUACUCAGCAUUACUGCCUCAAGAAUAAAACUACAGAGGAGAAUCAAAGGAAAUUGUCCUUGGAAAUCCAAAAGAUCAGAGAGGAAAUGGCAUCCAACUCAGCGCGAUGGGAAAGACUCCACCGGGAAAAGACGGCGCUGGAGGUGGCGUUUGAACGUGAGCUACAGGAGCUGCAGCUGCAGCAGGAGGCAGAGCUGGCUGCUGUGGAGGAGGGGCUUAGGAAGUGUCACUCAGCGGAGGCAGAGCACCUGAAGGCGGAGCAUCUGUCAGAGAUGGAGGAGCUGAGGACUCAGCAACAGGAACAGGUGGAGGAGAUGACAGUCAGCCACCAGGCAGCCAUUCAGGAGCUCAGAGACAUGCAUAACAUCACCAUGGCAACACUGCAUGAGGAGCACGCCCGUACCAUGAGAGACUUAAGGAAAGCUCAUGAGCAACAGAAGAUCCUUCUGGAGGAGGAUUUUGAGAAACUCAGGCUUUCUCUACAGGAUCAAGUGGAUACUCUCACAUUUCAAAACCAGAGUCUGAGGGACAAAGCCAAACGCUUUGAGGAGGCUUUGAGGAGGAGUACAGAUGAACAGAUAGUUGAUGCUUUGGCUCCAUACCAGCACAUUGAGCAAGAUCUGAAGAGCUUGAAGGAGGUUGUGGAAAUGAAGAACCAGCAGAUACAUCAGCAAGAGAAGAAGAUCUCUGAUCUAGAGAAAGUGGCUCAAAAGAAUGUGUUCCUUGAGGAGAAGGUCCAGGUGCUGCAGCAGCAGAAUGAAGAUCUGAAGGCUCGUAUUCAAAUGAACCUCACCCUGUCCAGGCAACUGUCAGAGGAGAACGCCAAUCUCCACGAGUCAGUCGAAAAGGAGAGCACCGAGAAGAAGCGGCUGAGUCGGAACAACGAGGAGCUUCUGUGGCGUCUCCAGACCAGCCCCCUCAUGUCCCCAGCCUCCUCCCCACUGCACCGCUCCUUCUCCACCUCCCCUGCCCCCUCAUCCCCAUUCUUCUCCUCCUCACCUGUAGCAGGGUGUGACUCCCCCACUCACUGCUAUGGCUGCCCCCAGCAGGCUCAGUACUGCUCCCCCUCCCACAGAGCUGCCAAUCAGAAUAUCUCCCCUGGACCAGCCACACCCACUCACAGGGCAGCAAGCAAUCAGAAUUACUCCCCCGGCCCAGCCACGCCCACACACAGAGUGUCAGCCAAUCGCUGUAAUUCAGCCGCUUGCCUCAGCUCUUUGCAGAGAUAAACUCACAUAUCUCUCUCUCCUCUUUUCUGAACAUUCGCUUUCAUUUCCUUCAUUCUCUGCUCUCCUCCUUUGCUUUUUGAAUGUGAAUUGCAUUGAAAUACAGAGGGCAGUUGUCUCCAGUCAUCACAGGACAAAGUGGACAGAAAAAAAGAGUCUUGAACUUUCUCAAGUCUCUACAGCUGGUGUAUGUCAUGUGAAACACAACUGAUGCAGAUGACUGCAGCUCAGAUCUCUGUCCCCAAACCGAACUUGAAUUAAUGCGAAAGUCUUGAAAUGUAGACUGUAUAUACUGUAUGAUAGUGACACAGAUAGUGUCGACAUGUAGUGAAACCUCCCUGCAUGGGUAGUCAGGAGUCCCGCACAAAUGGAAUCAGUACAGAUUAAAAGUAGCACACUCUUGUCACCAGAACAGAAUACUCUGGUGUGUUAAAACACAGUCACAUCCUUGAUACAAUAAGCUAUAUUCUCUCUCAUCGAGAUUAGUUUCUCAUAGUCAAAUUCUUUUUAAAAGAUGAGUUUUGAUUCUUAGUCAUGGAUUGAAUCAGCUUUCAGCAGAAAUGUUUUUCUGUUUUCGUUUUUCAUCUGGAAAAAUCCCUAACAAAGCGCCUUAUACUCAGUCCUGCCGUCUCACCAGCAGGGAACAAGCAACAUUUUCUUUCAUAAAGGACUUUGGAUAAAGAAUUGGUUUGUAAAGCAAAGCAAAUCCUGUUUUUCAGCCUCCUUGAGGUGUAUUUAACAUUUUGUAAUUAGUUCACUGGUGAUAAUUUUACUUGUGUGGGACAACCCUACCUGGAAACCCCAGCCAUUUUACCAAAAUACAGAGAACUUACACGUUCAAACCUUGCCAGGUCUUCCUACAGCGUCUCGCCACACAAGCUACUCUUCACUUUUGGGAUCCCUCAGGUCAACUUGCAAAAACUACGUCUGCCAUUUUGUAUUUACCUCAGCGGGAAUGUGCAGUCUGUUGUGUUUGUAGCUCAACAGCAAUGACAACAACAAAAACAACAACAACAUCAACAAAAACUCACAGCUACCAGGGAGCUCAGAGCUAAGGGGGAGACCCGACACAUAAAUCUCUGUUUUAAAUGUUGUGGAUUCCUUUAAAACGUGAUAUCUAAUUUAUUUGUUACAUGUAUUUUGCUACUUAAGCAAGCAUGUACUGUGAAAGUCUUCCAGUCUUAAUGUGAAACUUAUUAUUGCUGUGAUCUGUCUAUUUAUUAAGCUUGAGGAGUGAUAGAAAUGAGUGUUUGUAACUUUUAAUAUCACCUAUGGGACACAAGUGGAAUAUGUGAUGUAGGAGAAAUGAGAUAUAGUGCAUAUUUCUCUGACUUGUUGUCAUCACACACACACAUAGGUGGUGUUCAGGGGACUGUCUUAUGAUAUGAUAUGGAUCUAUAAGCUAUGUAGGUAAAAAAAAAUACAGGUUAACCCUCUGUUUACUGCUUUGUGAAUAGUGUCACAAAGAUUAGCGUAACCCUGUCUGAACCUGUGUUAACCUCUUCAUAACCUCUUCAGAUGCUUCUGGUUUGUUUAUCUGAAUGACACUUUUUAUCCUUCGAGUAUUAUGUUCAGACUUUUGCAAACAACACUGAACUCUUAGUGUGCAAGAAUAUAUUGUUCAGGGAAUUAUUUUCUAAAUUUAGAUUUAAAAUACUUUCAGUUAUAAUUUUGUAUAGCUUCUCUACAGAACAUUAUACACUCUCAAGAUGUUUCCCGAGAUAAUUUUCCACUUAUAUAGAAUACGAUAGAGAAACCAACCUUUGGUAUAUAGAAAUGAAAUUUAUUUUAUAGCAUACACUACAUCAUAGCUGCCUCCUGUGCUGUACUCUACUGACUUACUUACCCUCAGGGUCCUAAUCUGGCUUUGAACAAGACGACAUAGAAAGCUACAGUAUCAUCAUGUAAUCUCAGUGAUGUACUCGUACAUUAACAAACAAAGCUAAAGCAGUUCGGACUCCACAUGAAAAUGUGCCACUGUAAAUAAGCGAGGCCA